Tetrahymena thermophila SB210 is the source of this 2274-nucleotide messenger RNA. RefSeq names its product AMP-binding enzyme family protein. Lineage: Eukaryota; Ciliophora; Oligohymenophorea; Hymenostomatida; Tetrahymenidae. The record is from RefSeq and is a predicted model, not a curated record. The transcript has 3 exons.
AUGAACUAUUCAUAUUUCGACUUAUUUUCUUAGUAAUUUUAGUUCAAUAUAAAUGAAAAAUAGGUGAAAAAAGGCACAUUUAUAGGAGCACUUUUAACCUCUGUUAUCAUUUUAUUAACUUUUUCAUAUUUUGUUUACAUUAUGAAGUAAUUUAUACACAAUUAAAUUGAGCCAAGUUUCAGAUCUCAAAGCUUUAUAUCAAAUGGAAAUAUAGAAAUGACCCUUACAAACAACUUAAUUGGUUUCAGAUUUGAUUAUGAUUUAAAUUUAAGCAUCGAAUCACUAGAAAAAUAACAAAACUUAACUUAUAUCGUUUACUAAGCUUAUUAUCAAUAAAAUAACUAAACCGAUGUAAUACAUAUUCCUAUUGAUAUAAUCGAAUGUGAUGACUCCAAUCUAAUUGGUUAUAAGUGCUUGGAUUUUUCAAAAGUAUCUAAUUAUACACUAGCGCUAAACACAAAUACAAAUUUACAAUCCUAAAUAUAGAUUUUUAUGUACGGAUGCUUAGAUGUCGAUCUUUUUAAAUAAACAAUCCCAAGCAAUUGUGCAAACUAAACUGAAAUUGAUAACAUAGUUAAUGGUGGAAACGCAGGUUUUAGACUAAAGCUCUAUACUUCUUAAUAUAACACAACUUCUUAGCUAACAGAAGUUAACUAUAGAAAUGCUUAUGUUUAUACAAUAGCUUACUAAUAAGUAUUGUCUCAAUUAAUUGUUCAAAAACAAAUCACAUCUGUUACGAAAGGAUCCAUAAUAUAAACAGAAUCUGCUUUUUCUUCUCCUAUUUAGUAUAGAAAAGAAUCCUAAAUUAUAGAUAGAUCGUAUGCCUUUAAUUAAAUAGGCGUUGGGAGUUAUAGCGUUUUGCUGAUAUACCCAGACGAAAUAGUUCAGCAAAUUAAAAUUUAAUACUCUUCUCUCCCAUAAGUUAUGUCUUUUGUGAAUAGUAUAUUUGCAUUUUUGAUGCUUUUAGGUUCAUUAGGUAGAAUUUUUUCUAAAAACUCUUUGAAGAAGGAUAUUUUUAUGCUUUUCUUAAAAAUUUUGUAUUAAGAUUAAUAUCUUGAAAUGAUGACUUUAAAUAAAGAAUACAAAAACACUCAAAUGGAGCAAUAAAAUCUUCAGCUAUAUGCUUAAUAGUAAAGUUAUCAAGGAUAGGAGGAAUAACAAUAAGAAGAAGAUAAAAUUGAGUUCAAAGAAGAGGAAGAAUUAAAUCAACAAAGCUAAAUACCUUAGUUUAUUCAGAAAUCUAAGAUUUAAUUGGAUAGACAAAAAGUUAACUUAAAACUUAUAAAUGAUUAAGAGCGAAGCUAGUCUCCUAAAAUGCUAAAUAUACAUGAUAUGAUUUCGUUAAAAAGUUAAGAAUAAAAAAGUGAGUUUUAAUAUGAAUAAAAUAACAGUUUUACUUCUGUUUAAAAAUUAAAACAAAAUCUAUCUAAUAUAAAACUUAUAAAUGAUUUAGAGCAAACAUAGUCACCUUAUAUACUAAAUAGAAAUGAUAGGCUUUAGUAAAAAUAUUAAGAAUAAAAAAGUGAGUCUUAAUAUGAUUAAAAUAGCAAUAUUACCUCUUCUUAAAAAAUAAAACAAAAUGUAAAUUUGAGUAUGGGUACAGUUUCCUCAUCUUAAACAUAUAAUUUUAACUAAUAGAAAUAUUUAUUAUAAAAAGUCAUUAGUUAAAAUUACUCAGGAUAAACAUAAAAAUCUAUUCAUUGUAAGAAGAUCAAUCUUGGCUAAGAAAUUUAAACUAAAACAAAAGAUCUAAUAAAAUCAACACAACUAAAUUUUAUAUUGAACACAUUUAAAAAUAAAUAGUUGGCAAUAAAAAAUUAAAAAGUAUAAAAUUUCAUUUAGAGUCUCAUUUUUAAAGCAAAUAUUUGCAAGAAAAAAAGUAGCAAAUUAUAAAAUCUUAAAAAUUAAGUUGAAGAAAUUGAUUCUCAAAUCAAGAAAGAAAUGAAUAUUUAAAAUAUUUUCAAAGACAUACAAUUUUUGAAAAAGGCAGUCAUGCUCAUUUUGAAUUCAGAUCAGCUAGCUGCCCUGCAACUUAUUGGCUUAUCUAAAAAUUACUUAGACUUUAAAUUAAAGUCUAAAUUUGAUAAAAACUCUGACGAGAUAAUUCUAGAUAAGAAUCUUUCUCAUUUUGAAAAGCAGUUUGCUAUUUCUCAAUCUGACUAUUUACAGUUUUGUGAAUUAGAAUAAUUCUUAUAAAGAUGCUCAAAAACUUAAAAUUUAAAAGAAUUAGACAAAAGAAUUUUAUCUUCAUUAAAUAUUGAUCAUAUAAGUUGA